AUGUCUUUGAAAGCAGAUGACAGCCUCGAUAGUGGCCAGAAGUCGCCUCAACCAUGGAAGUCGACAGAACCUUGGGUGCACGCCUCUGUGCCACCAGGUGCCUUCCCUGUUUCUCCCAACACCCCAGCUAAUCCUGGUGUAUCGGGACACCAGUCUUUAUCAGCCGCCGUUAAAGCUCGGCAAGACCAGUACAUCCGAAAAAAGACUAUGAAAAUCAAGAUUGGCACCUGGAAUGUGGCUUCAAUCAGCGGUACUGAAAAAGACCUUGGUCCCUGGUUUAUUGGGGCAUAUGGGGUCAAAGGGCUUUCGCAGGACCUUGCUGGUAUCGCCGUCGAAACUCAACCAGAUGGAACUUACAACCAUCAUGAGAUUGAGUCAGUAGAGCAACAGGAAGCCCGAGUGGCGAGAAAGAAGACUACUUUGCCAAAAGUGGAUGUCCCGGCAAUUGAGCACGAUGAAGAUAUCGAUCUAUAUGUGUUGGGACUGCAGGAAGUCAUAGACGUUUCAUCCAUGACAGAAGCUGUCAAACCUUUCACCGAUCCAAACCCAGCCAAAAAGUGGAAGAAGGCGCUUAAAAGUUCCUUACCUGCCGGCUAUGAGAAGAUUGCCGAACAACAAUUGCUGGGCCUUCUGAUUCUCAUCUAUGCUUCGCCAGAGUUGGCUCCUACAAUCAAUUCGGUCAGUACAGCUAGCGUUGGCACGGGUUUGAUGGGUUAUCUCGGAAACAAGGGUGCGGUCUCAGUCCGCCUGAUGAUAGGGGAAACGACGAAGAUGUGCUUUGUCAAUUGUCAUCUCGCUGCGGGAGCAGAUCAGACUGCCUUGAAUCGACGGAUCUGGGACACAAGUCAAGUUCUUGCCCGAACGAAAUUCUCACCCGUUACUCCUGAUGGAGAAGUCACCAAUGAAAUAGAAGAAAAGAUAGGGGAUGAAGACUUCGGAUUCUGGUUUGGUGACCUCAACUACCGACUAGAUGAUAUCCCGGGCGAGGAUGUCCGGAGACUACUCCUGCUACAUACUCGGAAUGAGUACGAUGUGGCGAAUAAAUCCAAGCGCCGCAUUGAUAGCGAACUGGGCUACUUGUCUGCACCUUCAACCGAGUCUAUCGUGUCUCACAAGCAUUAUGAAUACAGCGAUGUGGAACUGCCUGCCUCGGAAAGCGCCGCCGAACCAGCACUUGACCCAAAGUCUGAUCCAGCUUCACUUCAUACCACCAUUCAAUCCCUCUUGGCCCACGAUCAAUUGCGUGCUCAACAAAAAGCGCAAAAGGCCUUUCACGAAGGUUGGAGAGAAGGGGAGAUCAAUUUCCUACCAACUUACAAGUAUGACGUUGGUAGUGUUGGCAUGUUCGACUCAGGAGAGAAGAAGCGAAGCCCAAGCUGGUGCGACCGAGUUCUGUACAGGACACGCCGAGAUCGAGAAAUAUAUGAAGAGAAGGCGAAGCGAUUAGAAGAGGCCCGGAAGAAAGACGAAGCCAUGAAAGCUCGUGGCAUAGAUGAGGCAAAUGCGGAACAAGACGUGUUAUUCGACUAUGAUCCAGACACUGAUGGAUUAGCGUAUGGGGAUGACUAUGAUGACUACGAUGAGGAAGAGGACGCCAUACACGACGCUGAGCUGGUCCGUACAAGGGAGGAGUAUGGCGACCCAAUUGAGCUGGAUCAUUAUAUUUCCCACCAAAGGGUCCUCUCCUCAGAUCACAAACCCCUCUCGGCCGUUUUCACUCUGACUUACGAUGCUGUAAUCCCGGAACUCAAGGCAAAAGUUCAUCAAGAGGUUGCACGAGCUUUAGACAAGGCAGAGAAUGAAGGGCGUCCGGCGGUCACUGUGGUAGUUGACAAUCAUCCUGAAGACACAAGCUCAAACGCUGACGAUACGGCAGACAUGAGUGCCGUCCAAUUCGGCCGAAUUCGAUAUGGUGAGAAAAAGACAAGAACUGUCACCGUUGCCAACACAGGACAGAUCACGGCGACUGUGGCUUUCGUUGAACGACCUUCGGAAAACGGCGAGGAAGGGAAGAUUGUACCAUCGUGGCUUAAGCUUUCGAUGGAAGAUGAGACCAGCGUGAGUUCGGGGCAGGAUGGGACGAAGCCUCCUACCGAUUUUACUCUUUCCCCGGGUGACACGACCGUUGUGAACCUAACAAUCGACAUAUCCGAUGGUCAGCUCGUGCAUGACCUGAAUACGGGUGAUUUACGACUUGAUGACAUUCUGGUUCUGAGGGUUACGGACGGAAGGGAUCACUUUGUCCCUGUCCGUGGUGUCUGGUUACAAUCAUCAUUUUUCCGGACUCUCGACGAGCUAGUUCUUGCCCCAGAAGGUGGUGUCCGCAAACUCGAAGAUUUACGGAGGCAAGCAUCUCGGGGUGGUAGUGACGCACAUCACUCUGCCCCAAAAGAGUUGUUUUCAUUGACAGAAGCUAUUCCCAGUCAUACAGAACGUUCAAUCGCCGACUGGUCAAUGCUACACGGAGCGGACACUCCACCAUGGCAAUAUGAAGGAGUCGGCGUUUCUUGGCCUUUCAGCUCCCAAACAUGGACAUUCCACCAAGGUGAAGAACGAACUGAGUAUCUUCUACGCUUACGAGAGGCAUUAGACACUGCACAACCACUCGAGGAGAGCUUCGGUGCAGACGUUGCUUGUAUCGUCAGGCUAGAAGUGCUUGCAGAAACACUCCUGGAGUUUCUACGCUCUCUGCGAGAUGGGAUACUGACCCCAGAUGUAUGGGCAGAUGUGGAACAGAAGUUGAGCGCGGCCGAAAAGGGAAAAUCACAACCGACACUGGAAGAGAUACAGGAUAUGGUUAUGGACUCGAUCUCAAGAUCUCCCGUGCACAGUGUCUCACUGACAUUCAUUACCUUUAUGCUCAUGCGACUCAUCAACGAACUCGUGCCCUGUGGAAAUCUUUCCUUAAAUUCCGCCGCACCGACAUCACCCAAUCAGUCUCGAAGAUCAAGAGCAUCCACUCUGUCAAGCGAGUCAGAACCAACCUCUCACUCCGGGCAAAGCACCCCCGGCCGACGUAGUCUCUUUGCACCGUUACGACGACGCCGGACCCAGAGCAUCUCGACAUCAUCAGAAUCGGCAGCAGAUCCGGAAAUACCCUUGCACCAACGUCGGCAUCAACUCAUCCAAGCUUAUACUGAGAUUUUAGCCCCGAUUGUGAUUAGGUCAGAGAAUGAUGCAAGUGUGAAAGGACGGGAAAAGGCGACACUGGAGUUGCGCAAGAAGCGGGUGUUGGGGGCGUUUCUGGAUGCUAGACAUAUAUGA
Exophiala bonariae is the source of this 3264-nucleotide messenger RNA. RefSeq lists its product as uncharacterized. NCBI's taxonomy places the organism in Eukaryota, Fungi, Ascomycota, Eurotiomycetes, Chaetothyriales, Herpotrichiellaceae. Bases 1 to 3264 code for a protein of 1087 amino acids. The record is from RefSeq and is a predicted model, not a curated record. Gene Ontology annotation, biological process: phosphatidylinositol dephosphorylation. The transcript has a single exon. Gene Ontology annotation, molecular function: phosphatidylinositol-4,5-bisphosphate 5-phosphatase activity.